Messenger RNA from Rotaria sordida, 3657 nucleotides. Lineage: Eukaryota; Metazoa; Rotifera; Eurotatoria; Philodinida; Philodinidae. The record is from the annotation of a GenBank genome assembly.
AUGGAACGAAUUCAUCUAUGUGGUCGACGAUGGUCCGAUGCUUUACUUGCUAAAUUUGAAAAUGAAGGUGUACAUGCAUUUUUGGAAAACUUCGAAGCUGUUGCACAAAAACAUGAACGACGGCGACAAAAAAUAAAAAAAGAUGAAGAAAUCGAAAAUGAAAAACUUCCUUCUGAAUAUCGAAAUACAUUUAAUGUUAAACCCCAAAGAAUAACAUCAAAUGAAUACGAACUACUUUAUAUUGAAACAUUAUAUACAAUAAAACAUAAAAUUGGCACAACAACAUCACGAUAUAUUCAAGGUGAAAAUGAUCUUUAUGCUUAUGCACAAGAAGCAUUUGGAUUAUCAAAUGGAGAUCAUCAACGUUUAUUAGAGAAAGCUAAUGAAGAAAAACCACCAAUAUUAAUUUUACUUGUCGAAAUAGUUGAAGCAAAAGAUCUUGAAGCAAAAGAUGCAAAUGGAUUUUCUGAUCCUUAUUGUAUGUUGGGUAUUGUACCUGAAAGGCGUCAUUUUCUUACUUCUCAACAUUCAAAUGGUGGUGGUGGAUUAUCAUCAGAUGAAGAAGGAGCGAAUGCUAAUACACUACAUGAUAAUAAACUUGGUUUUAUGAAACGUUUAAAAAGUUUUCGAAAAUCAACAUAUCGACGUGGACAAGGACGUGAAAAAACUAUUUUAACAACUGGUUCAAGUCUACAAUAUCAUUCUAGUUUAAGAGAUAAACUUCCAGCAAAAUAUAUUCAAACAACAGAUGUUAAAACAGCAACAUUGAAUCCAGUUUGGAUGGAAAAAUUUCGUUUUCAUCUUGAAAGUGGAAAAACUGAAACUUUUCAUUUGGAUAUAUGGGAUCAUGAUGAUGAAUUUUCUGUAUUUGAAGCAGCAAAAAAAUUAAAUCAAGUGCAAGGUUUUAAAGGACUUAAUCGUUAUUUUAAACAAGUAGCUCAAUCAGCACGAACAAAUUAUUUACAUGAGAGUUCACAUGUUGAUGAUUUUUUGGGUUCUGUUAAUCUUAAAAUAAAUGAAAUACCAUCAACUGGCAUUGAUAAAUGGUUUUCAUUAGAAGGUCGUAGUGAAAAUUCUAAAGUUCGAGGACAAAUACAUAUUCGAGCUAAUUUAACAACACGAGAAGAUCGUGGAAUAUCUGAAGAAGAUAAUUGGACGGAUAUUAAAGAACAUGUUGAACUUUUACAAAUAUUUAUUGAUCAUGAAUUAAAGAAAUUUAAGGGUGAAACAACUCAAUGGACAGGUGAAUUAUCACGUGAUGCUGAAACAAUUUUACAUCAACAUGCAAUACAAGGUGGCAUAACAGAUAUUCAACAAUCAAUGUGUCGUUGGAUAGCAUAUUCAAAAAAACAUUCUGAACAUAUUUUAGCACAUAAAUUAUUAUUAUCAGUCACUGAACAAUUAGAACAAACAUGGAAGCCAACAUCAUUAAGUAGAGAUGAAAGUGAUGUGUUAAGAGAAGCAUUUACAUUAUUUAUAAAUCAUGGUUUUAAACAAUUAGCCAAAAUUCGAGAACUUUUUCCAGCUACUAAUAAAACUUCGAUGGAAAGACUUGAACAACUUUUAACGAUUCUCAUGAAAUUACAUAGUAUGGAAGUAUUUCGGCAUUGUUGCCCAUUUCAAAAUAGUCUACAACAUGAAAUAACAUCAAUCAUUAAAACAGGAACAAUUGAAUGGUUUAAUCGAUUGGCUACACAAAUAACAAAACCACGCUUAAGAUCUGAUGAAGAUAUAUUGAGAAAUACAAGUGAAUUGGUUUAUAUUAUGAUUGCAGAUGCUCAUUUGUGUAUCAAAUAUUACAAUCCAAUAUUUGACUCUACUGUAAAAAUGUCUUUUUAUAAUAUAUCAUUUAAAAAAAUCGAUGAAAAAUUAAUGGAUAUUGUCAUAAAAGCUCUUGAAGAAGAACUUGGUGAACAAGUUCAUCAAUGUCCAUCGACAUUCUUGGAAAUAAAAGAACCAGAUUCAGCUGAUGUUCUUGCAUUUUCAGCAGCAGCUGAACAAAUAAGUUUAUGUUUAUUUGAACUUUAUUUAUCACUUCAUGAAUUAUCAAAAUAUAAAAUUUAUGUUAAUGAAACUGAUCGAGUAAAUUUAAAAAUUACUCAGUAUUAUAUGUAUUUUGGUGCAGCUGUUAAAAAAUGGUUAUCACUCGCUCGAAAUAAAAUUCUUCAUCGUAUUGAACGUUCUGUUGAAAAUGAUAAAUAUGAAGCUGCAUUAACAUCAACACAUAAUGUUAAAUUUACGCCUUCAUCAUUAGAUGUAUCUAGUUGUUUCAGUCAAAUAUCACAAUUUUGGCGACGAUUGGCAUGGCCUGAUAUAAUCACUUCAAUAGCAUAUUUAAUAAAAAUAACUGAAGAUAUGGCAAAUGCAACAUGUCUCUAUGCAAUGUUAGUUGAAGGAAAACUUAAUGCAAGAAAAUUAUAUGAAACAAAUGAUUUAUCUUAUUAUACACAAGAACUUUCUUUAGUUGUAAAUGAUAUUGAACGUAUAAGAGAUUCAUUUAAAACUUUACCUAUUGAAUUAUCUUAUGAUAAAUUAUUAGUAGCAGCUGAAAAAUUUCAUUCAAUUGCUGUUGUUGAUGAAUAUAGAAAAAAAAUUGAAACAACUGUUGCAAUAUGUAGUCAUGAAAUUAUUGAUAAAAUUUAUCAAAUUUUAAAUAAAAUUGUUACUAAAAUGGAAAUAGAAUUAAAACAACAUAUAGUUCAUAUUAUCGACACACCAGAACAUAUUUUACUUCAAGAUACUAUUCAACCAUUGAUUACAUAUCUUGAUACUCGACUUUUACCAUUUAAAGAUUUUUUAAUAAGGCAAAAUUUUACAAGAUUAUUAGAACUUGUUUGGUCUAUUCUCAUCGAUCAAUUUCUAUUAGAAAUCGAAAAAACAUCAAAACCACGAACAACAUCAUCUCACGCACGAUUAGUCAAAGCUCUGGAUUCAUUUGUUGAUUACUUUAAUACUGAUGAACAAUGUUUACCAAAAGAAGCGCUCAAAACUGACAAAUAUAAAUUAAUAAAAAAAUUACUAAAAUAUUAUUCAACAGAUACAUAUUCAUUAAUUAAAUUAUAUUAUCAAGAAAAAUUACAAGAACAAGAACGUAUUGGUGUUAUAAAUCAAACUUUACAUCUAGCGGAUUUAGGAAAACUUUAUUGUCGUGCAUAUUAUCAUUUGAAAGAAGAAACAUUAUAUGUUGAAAUUAUAUCAUGCAAAAAUCUCAAACCGUGUGAUUCCAAUGGUUUAAGUGAUCCAUUUGUUGAAAUUCAAUUAUGUCCAAAAUUUUUAUAUCCUCAUAUUGAAAAACAACAAACAUCAAUUGUAAAAAAAACUUUAAAUCCAUCAUUUAAUGAAAAAUUUGAAUUUCGUUUAACAGAAAAAGAAUGUACUUUAUCCGGUGGUUUUAUACAUUUUAUUGUAAUGGAUCAUGAUUUAAUGUGGUCAAAUGAUUUCGAAGGUGAAGCUUUUCUUGAAAUAUCAAAAUUACCUGGAAUUCCACAUGAUUCGACUAAUGAUUGUCGACCUUUAGAUGAAUUAAAAAAAAUUGAACUUUCAUUAACACAUCCAAAAGCUGUACGAAGUCGUAUUAUUGAAAUAUUAGAACAACGUCUAUCAGAUAAAACGGCUAUUGAAUUUGUUCGACAACGACGUGAAGCAGAAAAUCAAUAA